AUGCCACUAACAUACAUAAGAAUUAGGGGCAUUGCAACUACUGCACGCUUAUUGGAGCCGUUUAAAGUUGCGGUGAUAGGCACUGGUCCUGGUGGAUUUUACACGGCGCAUCAUUUGCUAAACAAGUCAAGCCCAGAUAAGCAAAUUCACCUAGAUUUCUUUGAAAAGCUUCCAACACCUUUUGGAUUAAGUAGAUAUGGCGUGGCUCCAGAUCACCCUGAAGUGAAAAACUGUGAAGAGUUCAUGACCAAUAUAAUGGCCGACUUUAGAUCAUCAAAUAGACAUAAGGUCAGAUUUAUUGGUAACGUUGAGGUAGGCAAGGACAUCAAGUUGAAGGAAUUAGAAAAGAAUUACAACGCAAUUGUGCUAGCCUAUGGAUGCACUUCAGCCGAUAAUAAGCUACAUGUUCCAGGAGCUGAUCUACCUGGGGUGAUUUCGGCCAGACAGUUUGUUAAUUGGUACAAUGGCCACCCUGAUUGCUACAACUCCCAAAAUCCUUAUAAGCCACCACCAUUGGAUAAGAUCAAGGACGUGACCAUUAUUGGAAAUGGAAACGUAGCAUUGGAUGUUGCCCGUAUAUUGUUGGCUGAUCCAAUACAACAUUGGCAUGCAACCGAUAUUUCUGUCGAAGCAGAAGCCUUGUUGGAGAAAAGUGCGGUUAAAAAUGUAAACAUCGUUGCCAGACGAGGUAUAUUGGAAUCGGCCUUUUCAAACAAGGAAAUCAGAGAGUUAUUUGAGUUGAAAGAUUCCAAAUUCACACCUUUGGAAGAAGGAUUGUUGGAAAGCCUUGCCACAAGGAAAUUAGGCAGGGUGGAAAAACGUAGGGUAUCGCUAAUUGAGAAAUACAACAAACCCAUUGGUCCUGGGGACCAGGAUAAGCGUAAGUGGACAUUGCGGUACUUGCUUUCGCCUGUGGAGUUUGAAUCGGGAACUGAUGAUCUCCUUAAAUCGGCAAAGUUUGUCAAGAAUCAGCCUGUCGAUGACCCUCUUCUUCCAGGAAGGGUUCGAGCAACCGAUGAAUUUGUCGAGAUAAAAAAUGAGCUUAUUAUAUUAUCUAUUGGCUACCAAGGGACCUCGAUUGAAGGUUUCGAAGAUGUUGGUAUUUGGUUUGAAGAUAACAAAUUGCAUAACAGAGGUGGAAGAGUAUUAUCCCGUGAAUCAAAGGGCGAAAACAAUGAAAAUUUAGCAUACAAGAAAGGAUGGUACACAUCUGGCUGGAUAAAAAAUGGUCCCAAGGGAGUCAUUGCUGUAACCAUGAUGGAUUCAUUCGACACCGCUAAUAACGUUUUGGAAGACUUGACAAACGGAAAUUACCUUCAAAUCGAUGAGGGUAAAGACAUCACCCAAUCUGACUCUUUCAAGUCGCUCCACGAUGUAGUUUAUUGGGACAAUUGGGAGAAUUUGGACAGAUACGAGUUAAAAGAAGGUAAGGAGUUGGACAAGAGCCGUUUCAAGGUGUGCAACAAGCAGGACAUGAUAGAAAUUUGUAAAUAG
This is a messenger RNA of Lodderomyces margitis, 1494 nucleotides long. It is a transcript of the gene ARH2, whose product is annotated as NADPH-adrenodoxin reductase. The record is from RefSeq and is a predicted model, not a curated record. NCBI's taxonomy places the organism in Eukaryota, Fungi, Ascomycota, Pichiomycetes, Serinales, Debaryomycetaceae. The transcript has a single exon. Bases 1 to 1494 code for a protein of 497 amino acids. Gene Ontology annotation, biological process: ubiquinone biosynthetic process. Gene Ontology annotation, cellular component: mitochondrion.